This is a messenger RNA of Ostrinia nubilalis (European corn borer), 978 nucleotides long. RefSeq lists its product as uncharacterized. Lineage: Eukaryota; Metazoa; Arthropoda; Insecta; Lepidoptera; Crambidae. Gene Ontology annotation, molecular function: RNA-DNA hybrid ribonuclease activity; nucleic acid binding. The record is from RefSeq and is a predicted model, not a curated record. Gene Ontology annotation, biological process: DNA replication, removal of RNA primer. The transcript has a single exon. The coding region runs from base 1 to 978 and encodes 325 amino acids.
AUGGGGAGCGAUCCUCAAUUAGAUGCAAUAAUGGACAUGGGUUGUGAUACAAUGCAGCCUAGGUACAUGUUUAGCAAGGAUUUCAAAGUGUCUAUACCAACAAGGGAAGACUGGAAAAGAGGACUAAAACGUCAACAAGACAGCCUGAUCUGGUAUACUGACGGCUCCAAGAUGAACUCAGGAACAGGAGCGGGCGUCUACUCCAAACAAUCUGAGCACAGUGAAAGCUUAGGGAGGUUUGCAACAGUGUUUCAAGCUGAAACCUAUGCUAUAAUCAUGUGCGCAGUAAGGAAUAUAGAACAGGCGCAUAAAAAGCGUGACAUUUACAUAUUAAGUGACAGUCAGGCAGCACUCAAAGCCAUUGCCUCAGUGAGGGUUGGAUCCAGACUCGUUCUGGAGGCAAUCUUGGCACUGAAUAAACUUGGAAGGCACAACAGGGUGACCCUCAUGUGGGUACCUGGACAUACUGGAAUCGAAGGCAAUGAGAGAGCCGACAGUCUAGCGAGACAAGGGUCAGAGGCGGCACCUAUUGGGCCAGAGCCGAUAGUGCCCUUAUCUAUGAGCACUUUACACAUGGCCAUGAGGCAAUAUAUAUCCAGGAAGCACAGAGCUGAAUGGGAAAGCUCCAACGGUAUGAGCCACUCCAAACUAUUCCUAGUUGGAAACACAAGAUCAUGGGAAAAGCUCAUACUCAAUGGAAACAGAAGGCAAGCCCGAGUGAUCACGGGUGCGCUGACAGGACACUACACUACAAACCACAUGCUCCACAAAAUGGGCCUAACUACGGAUGACAGCUGUCGAGUAUGUGGAGAACAUGCGGAGUCCAUGAAACACGUACUGUGCGAAUGUGACGCGCUAGCUAGAACUAGAAUGGGUCUCCUGGGGUCGGCUUAUCCGACACCAGAAGAAUAUAGGUCCUUCUCACCAAAGCUCUUAAUCCACUAUAUGGAUAGGAUCUUUGCGGAUGAGAGGGGAUAA